This is a messenger RNA of Xiphias gladius (swordfish), 1765 nucleotides long. RefSeq lists its product as uncharacterized. The record is from RefSeq and is a predicted model, not a curated record. The coding region runs from base 322 to 1452 and encodes 376 amino acids. The transcript has 12 exons. Gene Ontology annotation, molecular function: sequence-specific DNA binding. NCBI's taxonomy places the organism in Eukaryota, Metazoa, Chordata, Actinopteri, Istiophoriformes, Xiphiidae. Gene Ontology annotation, biological process: DNA integration.
UCAAGUUAGCAACAUUCUGUAGGGUAAUAGCGCAAAAUCAGUAAUUGGGUUUAGAGAUUAUAAACGAUAAUUUCUGUUGAAUCUACUUUUAGGGUUUAAUAAUAAAAUUAAAAAAAUAUGUCUAUACUGCUGAAUGCAAUAUAAGUAUAUAAGAUUUCCACAGUCGUUAACGGAAACCUUUCACACAUGUUUUGAGGCUAUUAUUUUGAAAAUUCUAAUCGGAUGUAUACAUUGUAUUAUUGCUAACCUGACCGUACGUUCAAACAACUUAACAACAACAUCAAUUUGUUUGGUCGUAAAUUGGCCAAAAUUUUUUACAAAAUGGGAAGGUAUAAAUGUGCCUACAACUGUGAAAGCACCAGCGAUUCAGAUGUGAAGUUUUUUAAGUUUCCACUUUACAAUCCCCGAAAACUCAAGAAAUGGCUUGUCAACAUGAAAUGGAAGGACUGGACUCCAUCCCGCUUCUCUGUGCUGUGCAUCAAUCAUUUUGAGGAGCAAUACAUUGACAGAACAGGCAAAUGUGUGAAACUCAGAGAAGAUGCAGUUCCCACCAGAUUUUCAUCCCCUGAUGACAAACAGAAAAGGAAGGCUUCCAUUAAACCAAGAAAUAAGAGAUGCAAGCCACAUGGUAAAGCCUCACAGAUGAGUCCAGCUCAGUCUCCGACAGCCUCUCCCGCCACAUCGAGGCGAAACUACCAGAACAGCCAGGCAGAAGAAGAGCCUGCAGGAGACAAAGACUCAAAAAAGUCUGACAAAUGGAGGAUUAUAGUUGAUGAAGGGCUGAUGAAGAUUGAGUCAUUUCCGCACUUCUUCCAUGGAGAUUACUGCGUACCACAGGAUAUUCAAUGGGCUCCAGAUGACAAUUUCAGUACAGAAUGUAAAGAUCCUGAAAACAUGAUAGAGGUGAAAGAGCCAUGGCAGUGGCUUGGUCUGGAUGUCAGAGGACCCCUGCCCCAAACAUUGAAUGGACACAAAUACAUUUUGACCGUGACAGAUUACUACUCCAAGUGGGUGGAAGCUGUGCCGAUGCAGUCGUGCCUACCUCCACACCUGGCAAAACACAUCGUGGACAUCAUCGUCCACUUCGGAUUCCCGCUCAGAAUCCUCUCCAGACUGCCUCAUGACAUAGUCCACAAAAUCAACAGAGAACUAAAAGAUCAGCUGAAGGUCACCAUCGCUCUCGUCGUCUAUCAUCAGCAGACCGGCACUGCAGAUUUGAUCACACAGCAGCAGAUUGACAGGAUGGUAAGUGAUCUAAUAGAAGAGCACGCAGCUGACUGGGAUGUCUACCUGCCUGCCAAGGUCUUCAGUCUGUGUUUCAAAGAGCAUUCAAAGACCAAGGAGAGGCCUUUUUCAGUGCUCUGCUGCAGAGGACUGGAGCCUGUCCAAUCCCCUAGAGGACUGAAUUAUGCUUAUUCCAAGAUCCGAGAGAGUGCUUUCGUGGUUAGAUAGAUGUUCCAGGUUUAUUGGUUCAAUGAAAGUGGAAACCAAAGCGGGCUCGAUUUUUAUCAGCUAACAGGGAGGAAGAAUAUUUUCCGGCCGUGGAAGUCGAGGAUUGUCGUGCAAAAAUGCUUAUUGUGCUUUACUUCAUGGCCAUAACAUGGGAACAUGGGAACCCUGGUAGUUUGAUCAGGAUGAGGACUUUGCUGACUGUACAGAUAUUGGAGAUGAAACUGCAACAUGUCUGUAGCACCUUCUACAGGACUUAUUGAAAUUCUCAGCCUAUUAAGUCCAAAAAAUGUUUUGGCUUUGACUUUUUUUUUUU